This is a messenger RNA of Neoarius graeffei (lesser salmon catfish), 3010 nucleotides long. It is a transcript of the gene macrod2, whose product is annotated as mono-ADP ribosylhydrolase 2. Gene Ontology annotation, molecular function: ADP-ribosylglutamate-[protein] hydrolase activity. Gene Ontology annotation, biological process: DNA damage response; purine nucleoside metabolic process; peptidyl-glutamate ADP-deribosylation. The record is from RefSeq and is a predicted model, not a curated record. NCBI's taxonomy places the organism in Eukaryota, Metazoa, Chordata, Actinopteri, Siluriformes, Ariidae. Gene Ontology annotation, cellular component: nucleoplasm. The transcript is spliced from 19 exons. Bases 162 to 1442 code for a protein of 426 amino acids.
GCGCUCUCAGGCUUGGCUGUGUAUUUUGACAGCUUGGCGAGUGAGGAGGCUCUGACUCAGGAGCGCUUUCACUUUCUCUUGCGUUUCCGAGAACACUCGCUGUGAGCCUGGGGUUGACUCACGCCAAAUCUUUUAGCCAGAAGCCCCUGCAGCACGGUACCAUGAGCAAAAAGAAAAAGGAGUGGAGAGCGGAGAAAGACCGCUUGCUUAGCCUUGGACAGGAGGAAAGACGUCAAGAGUAUGGGGACAACUACAUGGCUUUGGACAAGAUUCCCACCUGGAGGCAUCACCACAGUAGAGGGCCAGAGGAAGAGGAGGAAAACCCUGUCUCAUUGUGUGACAAAGUCUCUCUGCACAAGGGUGACAUUACUAUCUUGGAAGUGGAUGCCAUCGUGAAUGCUGCAAACUCCAGUCUCCUCGGUGGCGGCGGAGUGGACGGCUGCAUACACAGAGCAGCAGGACAUUACCUGUAUGAAGAGUGCCACUCACUAAAUGGCUGCGAGACGGGCAAAGCCAAGAUCACCUGCGGCUACGACCUUCCUGCCAAGUAUGUGAUCCACACUGUUGGCCCCAUUGCUAGAGGAAACGUGGGCCUGAUCCAAAGAGAAGAUCUUGCAUCCUGCUACAAGAGUUCCCUGAAGCUGGUCAAGGACAAUAAUUUGCGCUCUGUGGCCUUUCCGUGCAUAUCGACAGGAAUUUAUGGUUUUCCCAACGAGCCGGCUGCUGACAUCGCCCUGAAGUCCGUGAGAGACUGGCUGAAGGAGAACAAGGACAAGAUCGACCGCAUCAUAUUUUGCGUCUUCUUGGAGAAUGACUAUGGGAUUUACAACAGGAAGAUGUCAGACUACUUCCCUCGAGAUAAUGAAGAAUGUGAGGAGGGGAAUGUGGCCGACAUGGAGGAUGAUGCUAAUAAAACUGAUAUUGAUGAUGUUCAGAUGGACAGCCAGGGAGGCCAAGAUGUUGAUAUGCUGAGCCAGGGAGCCAUGGAUGUGGACCAUCUUGACACACCAAGCCAGCAACCAGAAACCUGCUUUUCAGCUGCUGAAGAUUCUGCAAAGGAAAUAACUACGGAAAGAAGUGACCCUGUGGAUGAUGAGAAGUCAGCAGGAGAGAGCCAAACCAAGCAAGAGAAAGAAAAGCAUGAUGAAAAGAAAGACGAUUCAGAGGAAGGCACUGAUCGUGCUGGGGUCAAGAAGGAGAAGCAUACCGGAGAGGAGACUGAGAAUACCCCUGCUGAUACAAAACAAGAAGAUGAGGAAGACCAAGUAACAAGCAUGAACAACAAGGAAGCAGACAGUCAAGGAUUAGUGGGGACAGUGGAGGUAGAGGGUGAAGUGAAACAUCAGGAUAAAAGCCCUUCAGAAACAAACCAAGCAACUCCAACAGACAGCAGUCAUUCCAAAGAUGGCUCCAGUGAUAAGAGUGAGCCGAGUAAGGAGUGAGAAGACAAUCAGCCUCGUAGUUACACGCACCGGCAAACUGUGCGAAGGUGAACAUGACACCACACGGUGGAGUCUCCUGAAAAAAACCCACGGAGAGGAUCUGUCCACCGCCAUCCUCCUUCCUUUGUUCUUUUCCUUUCUUUUCCUCAUUUAAUUCAGAAUUUAAUGAAACAUAUAUUAGAGAGACACACAUGAACAUAUCGAAGAAUCUAAAGGGUUACGGGGUGAUACUUUACCUCACUGAAUUGCUGCUUGAUCAUUUCCAUUCUCCAGGUUUCCUGGUGCUGGAUCUGAACAGGUGUUUAAAUAAAAAAGUUAGUACUCUGGGUUAGAUGGGUUCUUAAUUUAUGCUUCUAAAGAAUAUAUUCUGAUUGACUGAUGCUUUGCACAAGGUCUGCUGUAACACCUGCACCUUUCUAUCAAUUACAGAUGUUUGGGUUUGUUUGUUUUUUCCUUUAAUACUUCAUGCUAAAAGUGACAUGUCAGUAUGAAUGUCCAUGUCUGCAUAUGGCCAUAUGUAUGAAUAUGCAAGCCAAUGAUGAAAUUAAACACUUGGCAUUAAUACAGUAAGUGCUUAGUGAAAUGGGAAAAAAAUAUCAGAUGCAUUUUAGUGCUUGGAUUCCACAUGCAAUUAAUAUAGAUAAAAUAAAACUGAUAUGAACUAUAAAUAUAGAAAAUAUAUGAAAUAAAAUAAUUAAACAGUAUGCAAAAUAAUAUGGAUUUCCAAAUUCUAUAUAUUCUUUAUGUGGACAAUUUAAUUUGAAUGCUGAACAUGGAAAGGAGACCUCAUAGAAAGUUUUUUUUUUCUUUUCCUUUUUUAUAUACUGGCCUGAUAAAACAGUCAAACCAGGGUAGUUUAAACUAAAUAAGAAAACUACAGCAUAUCUUUGUUUGCAAGUAAUUUUUUUUUCUUUCAAAUGAUGUUAACAGGUCUAUACAGUAAUGCAUCACUACACAUGUCGGAGAGGUUCACAUGUUUUCCUAUAUUGUGUUUCAAAGACCAUGCCACAUUAUAGAAACCUCUCCUACAUCUCUUUUUAUGUCCACGUUUGACAGUUUCUUCUAAUCUUGCUCACUGAUGCCUCACACUGAUGAUUUGUUUUUGUGGAAUUCGUUAACAUGAAUGUGUCUCGGUUUUUCCCUAAUGCAUGCAAACGGGUUUCUUUGUGGCUCUUUCUUUCUUUCUUUCUUUCUUUCUUUCUUUCUUUCUUUCUUUCUUUCUUUCUUUCUAAACAGAGCACGCACUCAAUAUUUUUUACUAAACUAUGUGUUCAAAAGAAAAACAGCCUUAUUUGACAGGACGUGCAACAUGAUCACAAAAACGAUGGCAGUGCAACAUGCAAGAAAGAUAUAUAAGCUGAUGAGUCGUAUUAAAAAUAUGUUUCUUUUUUUUUCUUGGGUUCAAGGUGAAAAUUAAAAAAAAAAUCUAUAUUUCAUUUAUUUUGUUGGAAGAUUUGAUUAAUUACUUGAAGUGGUGCCAUAAUUACAUCAGAUGACUUUAUGCCUUCAUAAAUCAAUGUUUGCUUUGCUUUACAACUAUGAAAUAAAGUUGAAAAAGGUUCUUUCCA